Indicator indicator is the source of this 960-nucleotide messenger RNA. Its product is annotated as retinol dehydrogenase 16-like. The transcript has 4 exons. Gene Ontology annotation, molecular function: oxidoreductase activity. NCBI's taxonomy places the organism in Eukaryota, Metazoa, Chordata, Aves, Piciformes, Indicatoridae. The coding region runs from base 1 to 960 and encodes 319 amino acids. The record is from RefSeq and is a predicted model, not a curated record.
AUGUGGCUGUGGCUGGCGGCGGUGCUGGCAGGGCUGUACCUGCUGCGGCGCUGGCACCGGGAGCGGCAGACGGUGCCCGGGCUCUCGGAGAAGUUCGUGCUGAUCACAGGCUGCGACAGCGGCUUCGGGAACCUGCUGGCCCGGCAGCUGGACGCGCGGGGGCUGCCGGUGCUGGCCGCCUGCCUGACCGAGGCCGGCGCUGCGCGGCUGCGGGCGGAAGCCUCCUCCCGCCUGCAAACCGUCCUGCUGGACGUCACCUCCAGCCAGAGCAUCGCCGCCACCGCCGCCUGGGUACGGGAGCGUGUGGGCAGCCGAGGUCUCUGGGGAUUGGUGAACAAUGCAGGGAUCGCUAUUCCCACUGCCCCUAAUGAGUGGCUGUCCAAGGAGGACUUUGCCAAGGUGCUGGAUGUCAACCUGCUUGGCCUCAUCGAGGUGACCCUGAGCCUCCUGCCCCUGCUGCGCCAGGCUCGGGGCCGGGUGGUCAACGUGGCCAGCGUGAUGGGCAGGGUUGCCUUUUUUGGUGGGGGGUACUGCAUCUCCAAGUAUGGUGUGGAGGCCUUCUCUGACGGCCUCAGGCAUGAGCUGUGCCCUUUUGGGGUGCAGGUCUCCAUCAUUGAGCCUGGCAGCUUCCGCACCAGCCUGACCAACCCCUGGGCACUGCUGAAGAACUUGGAGCACCUCUGGGAGCAGCUCCCGGCAGAGGCCAAGGCAGCCUACGGCCAGGGUUAUGUCCAGUCCUACACCAAGGUGCCUGUGCAGCUGUACCCCCUGAUCAGUGCCUGCCUGUCCCACAUCACUGAUGCCAUGGUGCAUGCCCUGCUCGCCUGCUAUCCUCACAGCUGCUACUCAGCCAGCUGGGACUCCUGCCUCCUGUUCCUGCCCCUCAGCUACUGGUUCAGUGAUGCCCUCAUCAGCCUGAUCCUGCCCAGCAUACCCAGGGAGCUGCUCACACGCCCCUGA